UCCGAUCGAACUCAGUUUAAUUUGAGACACAGCGUUGGAAUGUCACAGUGCUCUGUCGCUUAAUCUUGGAUAUUAAUAUUUUCACAUUGACAGUGAAAGAGUGAUACAAAAUUUCUUUGUUUUCGUUCUUGCGUUCGAUUGAAACAUAUAACUUCAUACUUCAAACGGUAUUCGCUGAAACGUAUGCGAUAUUUUUUCCAAUCCCUCUAUGGGAAAAUAGAUAAAAAACCGUAAAAUUCGGAAGACAUUAUUCUAGUUUUGAUAUCCGUGUUAAUCAAAUGUGACUUUUAUUUAAUGUGCGCACGUUGAUUCUCGUUUUUUUUUUUCGCUCACUAGGUGUAGCUGAGCGAAUUUGUAAAUUCACAUAUGUGAGAGACACACACAAAGGUGGUUAAAUAAGAAAAGAACAAAUAUAUUGUGUGUGUGCUGGUGUGUUUUAGAGCUAUUUUGAUUUAUCUAAAAAUAAACGAAACCAUCAAAUAUAAUUAUUGCAUGAUGAGAAAUAAAUAAAUAACAGUGACCGGCACUCAAACUCAAAAUAUCGUUCUCUCUCUGUGUUCCUCUCGUUCACAAUUGCCAAUGAUAAUUACGUAAGGACAAAGUUCGGAGUAGGCGAGAAACAAAAAAAAAAUAAACAAAAUUAUAUCAACUACGAGUGAGAGACAUCCAUUCUCUGCGUAAUUUUGAUCAAAUAAAAACGCAAAACGUGAUAGAAAGUAAAAUUUUUUUGUUGGUGUCGUGUUUUGUGUUGAACAGAAUUCUGAUGACACAUUCAAAUUACUUGUGAACAAUUGCAAAGCGAUAAAUACUUUUUUUGUGAUGAUUCCACAAAUGUUCAAGCAAAGCAAUCAUCAUUGAAAUAAAGCCAUUUUAAUUCUUCAGAACAAUUUUUACUUAACGGAAUACAACAAACGACUUCGCAUCGAAAGAAAAUUGUGUGUGAAUUAUUUUACAUUCCUUGACUAUUCAAAGAUAAAAAUAUAUUCAAAUAAAUAGAAAUUUGAGAAUUUCAAAUUCAGCACGAGAAUAUAGUUGCAGUACCAGUAACAACAACAGCAUAAUCAGCCUGCAGACAUGGCGCCGAAAUCAAGAAAGAAAAAGGCACAUGCCAAAACACUAACAUGCUACUGCAACGUUUGCCCAGAAGAAUCAGUGGACAACGAAAAAUGCGAAACCAGACCCGGCGGUUCGUGCUUUGCUUCCGUACGUGGUAUUUAUAACAGUACAACCAAUGAAUAUGAUGUUGAAUACGAAUAUGGAUGUAUGCCACCAGAGCAAAGUGGUGGACUUUUACAGUGUCGUGGUUCCUUAUAUUUGGCCGGUCAAAAUAUAAAAUGCUGUGACUCGGGUGAAUUCUGUAAUCAAAAUAUGGAAUUAGAAUUUCAGGCACCGUCUACAACUCCAUCACCAUCGGAUACUCAACAAAUUGAUCAAUUUAGUUAUAAUCAAUUGGCAUUAUUAUUAUCGCUGGGUGUUUGUGCGAUAUUAUUUCUGAUCAUUGUUCUAGUUGUUCUUGUGACCUACCGUCGUCGUGAAACCAAACGCAAACAAGUCUGUCUUCUCGAAUCGGGUCACAGUAGUCAUUUGUCGCCAUUGAAUGAUUUAUUUGAACAGAGUAGUGGAUCUGGCUCAGGUCUACCUUUGCUCGUCCAACGAACAAUAGCCAAGCAGAUUCAAUUGGAAAAAUCGGUAGGUCGUGGCCGAUACGGUGAGGUAUGGUUAGCCAAAUGGCGUGAAGAGCCCGUUGCUGUUAAAGUAUUCUUUACUACCGAAGAAGCCUCGUGGUUCCGUGAAACUGAAAUUUAUCAAACAGUUUUGAUGCGUCAUGAAAAUAUCUUGGGUUUCAUUGCAGCCGAUAUUAGCGGUACAGGGAGCUAUACACGAAUGUUUUUGAUCACCGAUUAUCAUGAGAAUGGCAGUCUCCAUGAUUAUUUACAAAUGCAUGUGAUCAGUCCACGUAGUUUACAAGAGUUGGCACAUUCGUUGACAGCAGGUUUGGCACAUUUGCAUAUGGAAAUAUUCAGUAAGCCAGGAAAGCCAGCGAUAUCUCAUCGUGACAUCAAAAGUCGAAAUAUUCUAGUAAAACGUAAUGGGCAAUGUGCCAUAGCCGAUUUUGGAUUGGCCGUUAAGUACAAUAGUGAAUUAGAUGAAAUUCAUAUUGCACCAAAUACUCGUGUCGGUACACGUCGUUAUAUGGCACCCGAAGUAUUGGACGAAUCGUUAAAUCCAACGCAAUUCGAAUCAUUUAAAUUGGCCGAUAUUUAUUCAGUUGGUUUGGUAUUUUGGGAAAUGGCACGACGAUGUGUGACCACUAUUCCCGGUACCAAGAGUACCGCUUGCGAAGAUUAUGCAUUACCAUAUCAUGAUAUGGUUCCAUCAGAUCCAAGCUUUGAAGAUAUGUACGAUGUUGUGUGCACACAAAAGAUUCGCCCGCCCAUUCCAGAACGAUGGCAAGACGAAGAAAUUCUACAAGUUUUAUCGAAAAUUAUGGUCGAAUGUUGGCAUCCAAAGCCAACGGCACGAUUGACUGCCCUACGAAUAAAGAAAUCACUGAGCAAAAUUCAAACAGAUGGUUCCGGUCACAUCGUCUAGUAGUAGCAGCUGUAAUUUGUUAGGGAAUAAGGCAAACUCUAUUCAGUAGAAUUUUAUUUCAACUAUUAUCAUUUCGUGUAAAGAACAGUGAGACUGAGUUCACUGUCAAAU
Molecule: messenger RNA, 2703 nt
Organism: Contarinia nasturtii (swede midge)
Lineage: Eukaryota; Metazoa; Arthropoda; Insecta; Diptera; Cecidomyiidae
Gene: tkv
Product: bone morphogenetic protein receptor type-1B
Exons: 5
Coding region: 1075-2592 (505 amino acids)
Biological process (GO): cellular response to growth factor stimulus; BMP signaling pathway; dorsal/ventral pattern formation
Cellular component (GO): signaling receptor complex; plasma membrane
Molecular function (GO): SMAD binding; ATP binding; transforming growth factor beta receptor activity, type I
Source: RefSeq, a predicted model, not a curated record